Messenger RNA from Epinephelus fuscoguttatus (brown-marbled grouper), 1143 nucleotides. Its product is annotated as membrane-anchored junction protein. Gene Ontology annotation, cellular component: nuclear inner membrane. NCBI's taxonomy places the organism in Eukaryota, Metazoa, Chordata, Actinopteri, Perciformes, Serranidae. Gene Ontology annotation, biological process: homologous chromosome pairing at meiosis; meiotic attachment of telomere to nuclear envelope. The record is from RefSeq and is a predicted model, not a curated record. Bases 163 to 1014 code for a protein of 283 amino acids. The transcript is spliced from 9 exons. Gene Ontology annotation, molecular function: DNA binding.
UUUAGCAGGCUUAGUAUCUAACUUUUGUCAAAGCUAGCUAACAGUGUUAGCUAGCAUAAAACAUUUCAGUUGAUGUUGCCAUGUAUUCUUUUUUAAAUUUAAUUAUGUCCGUUAAUUAAUCUGUUUUUCUGAUUUUGUUGCCCAAACCAUAUUAGGUCAGCCAUGCCACUGCAGGCCUUCUCCCUCAUUUUCCCCCAAACUCGGCUCUUCAAAGCUAAUAAUUUCAUCUACCAGUUCAAGAUUAAAGGAGGCAGCAGCUUCAGAAGAGAAGAAGUUAUAAGAGGAGACAGCCUCGAUGAGGAACUGGAGGAAAUUAUCAGAACUGUUAUUGGCAACCUGGACAAUCUCCAACCCUUCAGUAGUACCCGCUUCAGUGUCUACCCUUAUAAAAAGCGGUGGAGAGGAGUGUCUAAGGUGGUGCGAAAGCAUGGCGAGAGGAAGCAGAGAGCCUACCCGUUUAGCAUUAUUCUCUACCUGGAGAAAAACAUGCAGAAUGAAAAGCAAGCAGAGCAGGUGCUGAGCUCAGAGACAGAGGCUGCACAGCAGUUCCCCUCUGUUUCUGAGCUCCGAUCAAAGUGCAGUAGAGGACACUCACCACUAGAGGACGCCAUAAUAAAGGGCUUGUCCCAGGACAUGGAGGUUGAAGGCAAGGUUUCUGCUGCUGGCAGGCUCAAAGAAGAUCCAGGACAUCAUGGCAAGAGUACCAGAGGGUUUAAUGAACCCCAGGAGAAAUCAAGUGCCAGCACAGUCAUCGUAAGUGGGACUCCAGGCAAAGUGCAUCCUGGGACAACAGAGCAUGACAUGAGAGAGGAGGAGGAGGGUGACGAGGAGGAAGAAAAUGCCGACUCUGUCCCUGGGACACCUUUGAGGCCAGGGAUUUUGACUCGACUGGCCAGAUCCCUGAGUGGUGUGGUGGAGAGACACAUGGAGACAGGAGGUGUUCCUGGUUUCAGGAGAGAAGACUCACUGGGGUUUGUUUGGUUUAAGUUCUGCAGUGCAAACAAAAAAAGUUAGUUUUUUCAGUAUUUCAUAGAGCUGCUGAGAUUUCUCCUGUUGUUCACUUAUACUAAUGAAAGAUUUUCCUUUACAUGAACUUAUCUAAAAAUAUUAACUAUGGAGAUGGAGCGUCUAAUUAUUCUUUAU